AGAUUAAUGUAAAUUAACCCAGCUCUGUUUAUUGUAAUGUUUUGAACUGACCUGAAUGUAAAUAUGGAAUUUGUUAGUGAGCCAGUGGCCAGGCAGCAUUAUCACAGUGAGAAGAAAAUCAAAGUGUCCAUGUACAACAAGGAGCCCGACACCGCUUUCUCAUUCACUUUUGAUGACUGCCCCCUAUUGAAAACAACAUGCACGCCUUUUAAUUCUAUUCACAUGAUAUUUUUAGUAUGUGCGAGUACAUCACAGACAGCACACAACACACAAUUCACAAAAUACAAAUCAAGGGCCCCUUAGAGGAGGAAUCAGAAUAACUUGUUAGUGUGUUGCUUAAGUGGAAUGUGGGCCUAUUCUCUAAUACGUCUUAUGUAAAUCUCUGAUAAAACCAAAUUGCAUAACUUGCUCCCCAAAAGCUUCUUUGUCUCCACUUCAUUAUUUCCCCAGUAAAGGCCAUGUGUGCCUCAGGCCAGUUGUAAUUUGAUUAAUCCACAAGAAGGGUAGCCAGACGGUAAGAGCUUUCUCUGUUUCUCUCCAAUUUCCAACAUUGCAGAUCUCAUUUGGGAUUUUUAUUUGACUAACUUCAUAUCAUUUGAUUUUACUUAAAUAUGUAUUUCAUUUGUUCUUAUCCUUUCUAUUACAUUGAUGUCUUUUCAUAAUUUGAAUAUGAUUUGAUCAAAUAUUGAAUCUAUUGUUAGAGCAGAUUUUACUGCCUGUAUUCCAUUUCCAGCACAGCUGUGGAUUGUAUUGAGAGAGAGGCUGAACAGCUUUGGAAGAGAUGGAGACCCUAGUCUUUAUAUUUUCAUUUUCUGCCCUUGGCAUCCUUUACGCCAUGAAUACCAACCCUGUAUUACAAGAGUAAGUCAGAACAUUGUUUCAUUUCUUAUGGAUCAUUGUCUACAUGUAGUCUAAUGACUGUUUAGUUUUUUGACUGUAUUAUUUGGCUGCAAAACUGUACAGGAUAUAAACUGCAUAAUACAGACACAUUUUAUAACAAAAACAAACAAAAAAAGCAUUUCUACUGAACUAAUAGACUAAUAUUUUAUCAAAACUGUUAUGCUUGUUGUAAAAUAUAAGGAUAUAAAUUUAUAAUAGAGCAGGUGAUCCUUCCAAAAUCCUGUAAGAACAGGCAGUAUACUUGGCCACCACUAGAGAACACUGUAAGCCUGACGCUCUACAUUUAUUCCUCUCUGUAUCCGUUGUGACUUUCUCAUAAAUCCUUUGAGACCUUGUUAUUUCAUGAUUUUAUGUAUCAGUUGUGGCUUUAGACACUUAGAGUCCAAAAUGAAACCUUCUCUUAGGAGAAAUUUAAAAUAGGGAGGUCAAAGAAGGCACUGUGCUUGAAUAUUUGUGAAGGCAAUCUUAUACGUUGUUUGGUCACAUCUUUUAUUUUAGAUAUGAUGAAUUGUUUUCCUACUCCAGGGUUAGGUUGUAUAUCAAUUUCAUGCAGUACUGCCUUUAUAGUUUUGCCUUUAGUUGAUUUCUGCAAACUGCACCACUUAUUGGUUAAAUCACCAGAGCUGGUGGUAAACCACAUGCUAUUUUAACCUCAAUAUAUUCCUCUUUUCUCAGAGACUUUUAUUCCCCUCCUGUGUGCAUAUCUCUGCUGGCUCUUUUUUUGAGUGUGUGGACAUGGGCAAUCAAUACAGGCUGCACAGAACAGUUUGAUAAAUUGCCCUUGACAUACAAUAUGUCUCGUGCUCUUCCACUCUGCAAACAAACAGUAUUGUGUGCAUAAAUCUUUCUGUACUGUUGAAUUGGAGAGGUAGCUGGGGAGCUUCCCUUUGCUCUCACUGCAUUUGUUUUCCUUUCCCGAGCUCACAUAGUGAGUUUUACGGGGAUGGAAUGUUGUUUACUGUGAGAUACCUGGUGCACAUUAAUCUUUUUCAGUGCAAGGCUGUAGUACCUUUGACCAGUAAACACGCAGGCCAGAGCUGAACUAACACGGCCCUAACUUGCUGCUUCCCACAUCUUUGUCUAUGAUUGAUUACACUUUUUAAAGUUAGGCUUGUAAACUGUUGGUAUUCAAAGCAUCACAUGGAGAGCGAAUAUCACAAGUUUAGAGUUUAAUCAGGAAAAGUUGUUGGUAUUUAUACGAUAGAUGAACCAAAGGACAUAAAAACAUUAUUAUUCUCGCUCUGGAAGUACUGGAAAAUUGGACGACUGGAUCAGACUUGCAAGCACGGCAGAAACUUUUACGAUUAAACAAACCAUCCAAUGUACAUUAUACACAUCAAAAGGCAGUUAUUUUGAAAAAAACAUCCAUAAGUUUUUCAGAUAAACGCUAGCAACACAGAAUCAGAUUUUUCCACAUCAAACAGAAUCAUAUGGUGAAAUCGAAAGGCAAAUUCCAAGCUCUGACACUCAAUCAAUCAAAGCAUUUGCUUGAAUUAUUCUUUUAAAAGUAAACUGAGAUGGCAGGAGAUCGAAAGGAUAAAUUUGGUAAAAUAUGACUAGCUAACCAGGAAUCUCCCAGCACACAAACUCCCACACCGGCAGCAGUGUCUUUGCUCUCUGCAGGUGCACUUCAUCUGUCAGACAGAUUUCUCCUCAUACCUCUGCAUUGUUUCUCUGAGUUAUAACUUUGGCUGGUGGUGAUUAUCACUCUCGUCGACUUCCCAUUCAUCAUCAUUAACUAAUUUAGCACUGUGGAAAAGACUGGCACAACCUCCAUGGGAGAAACCAAUUAGUGAAGGGAAUGAAGCAGAAAAUCAGUGCAAGAUGCCUGAAAGUGCACCGUCAGCAGUGAGACUGUAUGAAAAACAUGAAAUAUGUUGUCAUUUCUCUCUUUUGAGCUGUUCAAUGUCUUUUCUUUCACAGGCCAUACGUGAUCUUGCAGGUCGGUGUUGCAGUACUGGUGGUUGUGUUUCUGUUUUACUUCCUCAUCACUCGUGGCAACCCUCCAAAAGACUUGUUAUUCUUCGGUAAUUAGCACAGUCAUGCUCAUUUCACAAGAUAGGAUAUACAGCAUUUUCACACACACACAUACUAACAUUCAGAGGAUAAUAACCACUUUGCACCAUGUUGGAGCCUAACUCAAACCUCCAUAUAAGGGCCUCCGGGAGUUUCACUUGCAACACACUGUGUUGGAGAGAAAAAAAAACGUGAAUUGUGUUUUAUGUGAUUUCACCUGAUACGUCAAAAGCUGCUUAGACUGAUCAGGCUCAGGACAAAGCUAAGCCAGACUUUCCCUGACGCAUGAGUGACCCAAAACCUCUGCAUGCUGAGGACCCUCAUAGUACAUGAACUCAAAGUAUUCAUUUAAGACCUUGACUAUUUAAAUCAAGGUUUUAAAGCAAUGGUGGACAGACUCUGCAAUGACACAUUUACUUUGAACACCACAAGGACUUUGGUAUAAAGUUGAAUAAGUGAGUUAAGCUUUUAUAAAGUCAUAAUGUUUCAGUAUGUCUAUGUUCCAGCUAAUUCAUGGGAGCUUGAGUGUGACAGAAACAGAGUCAUAAAUCUGUGCUGUGUAGGAGAACUCUAACAACAAGGACAAAGCUGUGGCAUGCUCUUCUCAAUGAUAGACACCUAUAAUCCCCCUGCUAUCUCACCUGUUAGAUACCAGAGAGAUAAACCCGGAUGUCCUGAGGAUUACAGAGACACAGGAGAGACAAAACCUGUUUGUGUAUGUGUGGGUGCGCACUAUGGGGUUUCAAAGAGUGCGUGAAGGACAGAUAGGGAGGAUGUUAUACAGAGUUUUAAUCCAUGGUGUCUGCAGAGACAUGCCUGUGUCACAACACACAGUGAUUCACUUUAUAAUGACAUUCUGAAAAGUCCAGACAGAAAAUCAUUGCAACAGCUUUGGCAACUUUCUCCUCUGAGCUGGGUCUGUGUUCAGCAUUAGUUAGUGGUUGCUCAUUUAAUGGUCUCUAUUCUGGCUCUGUGUGUUUUAUUUUGUCAAUCAGUUAUCCCCACAGCCAAUGUAUGCAAUUUGAAUGUCCCCUCACAGCCAGACCUCCCCAAUUAGUCUUAACAGCUUUAAAAAUGAGUACAGCAUUCGCUGCCUCGCACUGUUUAGCCCACAUGCUUAUUUGGGCAACAUUUUGCCUGUGGGUAACAGUCAAAUUGGCAUGUUUUCCAUUAUAAAAUCCUUUCACAGAUUAUCCCAGACAGCAGAGGUACCCUGUGUGGUUGCCUGAACUGGUUUUGACAUUCUGCAGUUAUGUAUAUUGUCCUAUAAAAAUUCAUGCUGAACUGCAUACUAAUGAUGGCUUGUUAAGGUCCAUGCUAACCACCACCUCCUGCGCUCACAUGCUAAAUCUCCAACAAGCAGUUGCUGAUGUUUUAAUUGGCAAAUGUGUGGCUUGUCCUUUUUUAUUGUGUAUCAGCAGGAUCACUACCUCUAAAAAGGUAACCCGUGGUUUCAAUAGCCAAAAUUUUUUUAAAAGACUAAAACAUCAGCUGAUAUUAAAAGUCUAUUUUUUAACAGAGUUUGUAGUUGUGUUGGAAAGUCUGUCUUUGUAUUAUGUGAACUGAUUGUGUAGUGAAACAAACACAAACGAAAAAGGAGAAAUCGGUGUCUCUGUUAUCUAUGCAUCAAAGCUUUGGCAUAAAUUAGUCAUUUCAACCGUUAAAUUCUCUUUCAAGGGCCCACAGGGAGUAGAAAAACCUUGGUUUAAAAAAAAAAAAAGUCGAUAACAGCUAUAACACCAGUGGGGUCAGUGAUGUAUAAUUAAUGGUAUUAGUAAGCCCCAUGUGCCUUUCAUGUGCAGAUGCUGAGCUCUUGACCUGAGGAUAGACAUAAGCUGUUCACCGUGGACUCACUAUAAAUAUGCCUCUAGCCUACCUCGCUGCUUUAAACCUCGUUUUCUCUCCACACUGUCUCAUAAAUCAAUAAAUAGCUCAAGGAAAUAUUUUAAUUUGAUUAAAAAAGAAAAAUCUUAAAGCUGGAUGAGAUUAAACAGACAUAGGAGACUUAGGAGGUUGUCUGUCAUUCUGGUCUCGGAGGUCUUGCUCAAUCACUGCAUGUUUGUGCAGUUUUUUUUUCAAAGUUGGAAGAAAAAGUAGAUUGAGUAAUAAUUUCAAAACUUUCAACAUCUCUGUGUUUCUGCAUGACGUGUGUUCAAAGCUGACAAAGCUGCUUAGUGUGCCACAGAUUUCAAGUCCGGCAAGUUUUUUCUAGAGUGUGGAGCUGAUAUUGUGCAGUGUCAGCUACAUACUAUAUACCACUCUUCCUUACACACACACCUAAAAUGAAGUAACUUUUACAGUCAAAAUUUCAUGACUGCUAUCAGCUUGAUGUUUUAGCUUCUAUGCUCUGUUUCUUACUUUGCAGUUUUUGCUGAAUUUUCCUUUACUUGUAUCAUUGACCUGGUGAGUGCUCUGGAAUAUGACGGCCUUAUCUCUGGCUUCAUGGAGUUCUACCAAAAAACAGUGAGUUUCUUAUUAUCACAAGUAAAAUGUAACAAUGAACUGACCCCAUGUCCAACCACAGGAAGCUUCAUCCGAGCCCAUUGUCUGUGUGAUUUUUGUGCUCUAGGGGGAGCCUUACCUGGGAACACCCUACGCCAUCAUGAUGUGCUACUGGGACGGGAUAGCACACUUUAUCAUGUACCUAGUAAUGAUCAGCAGGAUCACAGACAGGUAGGGUACGGUCCUGUCGUUCCAUUUAUAAUGCCUUUUAUUGUAAAAACCUGUUUCUCCAUAAAAAAGUUAUGCUUGUGGGGAUUUUUUUAAUGAAGGAAGGAACCACUUCUAAAACAGUUGGGAAGCUCUGUGAAAUGAUGAAAAAAAUAGAUCUGAUGGUUUUCAAACUAUUUAACUGUAUUUGAAAGUAGUACAACAGCAACGUUUCACACGUUGAAACCAAGAAAAUUGACUGUUUUGUGAUUUUUCUUUACUAUUACUCUAGCAAUAUGUUUAAAGAGAAGUUCUGUUAAUUCUGAGGAACCAAGAGGACUAGUUUCUUUUUUAAGGGAAAUGUCCCAUUCUUGCAUAAUUUAGGAUUUUAGCUGCUCAGUGGUUAGUUUCCUUUGUUGUAUAUUUAGUGUCAUGAGGAACCUUUUUUUCAAUGGAAGACAAGUCAGGUCUGCAGGAAAAUUUCUAUUUGACAGACCACAGGACAGUUUCCCACUUUGCCUUAGUGCAGUGGUUCUCAAUCCAGUCCUCGAGCCCCCCCCUGUCCUGCAUGUUUUGGAUGUUUCCCUGCUCCAACACACCUGAUUCAAAUGAUCAGCUCGUUAUUAAGCCAUUCCAGCAUAACGAGCUGAUCAUUUGAAUCAGGUGUGUUGGAGCAGGGAAACAUCCAAAACAUGCGGGACAGUGGGGGCUCGAGGACUGGAUUGAGAACCACUGCUAUAGCCCGUCACAAAUGGACUAAUGCCUGGAAAAAUCUUGAGAGUUUCCAUAUCAUGUAUAUUUAUGACUCCCUUUUUGCAAGGUACAGUGUUAGUCAGCAUUUGUGGAUGCAGUGAUGACCUGUGUUUACAGACCCAGGAGGAGACUAAAAGAGAUUUUAAGAUUAUGCAGUGAUUUCCACUAUAGAGUCAUGUCUAUUUUGAAUGCAGUGCAGCCUCAGCACCAAAAGAUGACUGCCAUCUAGUAUUGGUUUUUGGCCUUGUCCUUUUUUCAAAAUGGUUUCUCCAGACUGUCUAAAUCUUUCGAUGUUAUGUAUUGCAGAUGACAAAAUUCACUAAUGAUUCAUAACUACACUCCUAGAACUAUUAUGUGGGAGUUUCUGAACUAAUUGCUUACAUGGUCUCUCAGAUAGUUGUGAACAUAUUCAGAGAGGCUCAGCUUCUCUGAAAUACCUCUUUUCUUUAAUAUCCAGUCAUGUAAGUAACCUAUUGCAAAUUAACUAAAUGAGUUAAAAAUGUUCCUCCAGCUGUUUUCUUCUUUUGAAGUCUUUACACAUUUUUGGGGGUGUUUAGUUAUCCUUGUCUUAACUUUUUUGGAACUUCAUCUAAUUAAAAAUUGGCAUACCUUUUCAUAACUAUAUAUUUUUAUUAGCUUCAUAACUAUAUACAUUUUUAUUAUUUUCAACAUUUGAUUUGUUGUUUUAAAAUAUUUUCAGUUAAAUACAGGGUUUAAAAAGUUAUUUUGCUUCAUCCACCUGAGGAUGAAAUCCCAACUUUUUGGCACUUUGGGGGGAUACUUGUAUCACUCUGGUAACUUUCAUAUGCAGCCUUUCUGCUGUCCCUCACACUUGAUCAUUUUUACAACAACAGCAUUCCUCAUUAAUUAUAUAAUAUCACUGUACAAUCCAGUUAGAGGUUCUGGUUGAGUCAGGCUUUGGUUAACAUUUAGAAAACUGAAAUUGGACUCAGCAUGUUACAGCUACUGUAAAAUAUUAAAAAUAAGUGACUGAACUACAAAAGUUGCUCAUCCAACAAAGCACCCAGCUACUUCGAGGGUUGUAAAAGCAUUAUGCAUGUAUCAGAAAUAUCACAGCGUUGAGAUAACACUCUUCUACUCAUGAUUGCUUCAGGCUAGUUGUUUUCAUAUGUUUCAUUUUUGAGAAGAAAUAGAAAUGCAGAUGAGAAAAUCACAGUGAGGUUUAGGGGCUGUAUUUAUCACAUCCAAUUCAAAGAAAAGCCAGAAUAAAACUGUAUUUUUAGAAAAAAGAGUCCUCUAGAGAGAGAGUGAGUCAUAAAGUUCAGCUCCAGAGUUCAGGAGUUCAGAUCAGCAGGUGUAAAAAGAUGGAAAUAAAACCUUUUUCUCAACUACAACUGCUCACCACUGGGAGAAUUUGUGCCGGGUUGAAAACAAACAUACUGUGUCUGUUUGAUGUAUUUGAAGUUAAACCACUAGAGCCGUGUGUAACCUCACCCAGCAGAUACUAGGUACAUCAAACUUAGUUUUCCUCUAUCUCACCUGCUUUCUCUACACUAGUAUAAACAGCCUCAUUUUUUUCUUUUGGUUUCCCUCCCAGGAAAGCAUACCGCACCGUGGGCUUGUUCUGGGCUGGUAGCUUGACUGCCAACAUGAGUGUGUUCAUUUCUGGAAUUGUGGCAGGUAAGCCUCAUCUUUUAUUCUCCAUCUACCAGCCCUGUGGUGUCAACCUUUAAUCAAGUGAACAGCUGCACAGCCAUGUACCAUCAGUGUCACAGUUCACCUGCCAACAAAAUACACACAUACACACACACACUUUGCCUGAGUAGCAGCACAGAGAACAAAGAAUGAAACAGACUUAAAGCAUCUGUUGUUGGCAUUUCAAACUGAAUACAUAAGUGUCAUAACAUCAAACUUGUCUGUAGGCAACGUGUUGUUUUCUCUGUUAUGUUAUCAUAGACUCAGUAUAUUGCCUGGAGUUUCCAGUGGGAGUUUUUUUUUUUUUUCAAAGUUUAAUUAUCGAUUUGCAUUUGAAAGUGUACACUGUUCGUGCACUGACAGAUGAAAGUCUCCCUUUUCAGGUAAAUACGCGUCUGAGAUCCAUCCAGCCUUCUGGCUCAACUUUCUCUUCCUUUUGAUGCCAAUCAUUGGAGCUGUGACAAUAUUCACCCGGCCCAAGGACAGGCCGCUAAUCGGCGGAUACAACGUGAGUCUGAUGGCUGAAUGGUUAGACCUUGUUUGGAAUGUGGGGAGCUUGGAGAUGUACUGUUUUCAGGAUAAAUUUAAUCAGAUGCGUUCCAGUUGAAUAUGAUCCAGAACAUGAAAGGUGAGAGAGGGCAGUCAGUGUGGUCGUUUUAUUGUGUCGGUCUUAUUAUGCAGUGUACUAUACAGAAUCUGAAAGAUAAGCUGACUAUGACUGCAAGAGGGGCAACAUUGUUUCACCAAAAGUCAGCAUGAUGACUGCUAUUUUUUCGUCACAUUUUCCAUAAAUACAUCAAAAGUCAAACAUGAAGCAGCUUAUCCUUAAAUAACAGUAAAUGAAAUUAUGUUAAAUGAUCAACAGCUACUUUGUAUAAUGAUUGCAGUGUAACCCUCAUCUACAGUCUUCACACAUGUUCAAGUGAUAUUAAAAAAAGACUAAUAUUUAAUUCCAAGUAUUCAAUACAUGACUCGUUAAAUAUGUGAGGUGCCCCUUGUGUUGGGAAACACAUGUUAUUUUAUUUCUCCUAUGAUUCAACUCUAUGAGACCCAUGCGGCACCAAACAGGGUCAUUCCCAGAGCCCCUAUUUUCCUCAGAAGGGUUGUAACCGAUUUGUAAGAGAAGAGAGUGUGGGACAUUUACACAUUUGGAUACAAAUAUGACUACACUGGAUUGAAAUGUCUUGACUGUAUCUUUUGAAUGCAAGUUUGUUAUUUCAAGUAGAAGGUGAUGUUAUGUCAGUGUUUUUCUUUUUCUUAUUUAUUUAUUAUUUUAACAGAAUAUGUCAUUUUCCUCAGGGUGACCAUGCAGGUUUAAGGCCUCUGAAAACCACAAACCUUAUUAAUUCCAUAUCUUCCACCCUUUGGAAACUCUGGUGUCAUUACCCUGUGAGUCAGAGCUAUGAAACCUUUACCACCACCCAGCUUUAUUCUUUUUAUUCUGUUAAUAUCUCCCAACAGGCCAUGAUGGUUCAGACCAUGAAGUUAAUCUGGCGUCCCAAGGAUAUGAUCCUGCUUGUACUCCUCUUUGCUGCUAUGGCUUUCACCAUCCUCAGAGGCCUGGUGAGUGAACAUCAUAUCCCAAGAUCAGAGAGCUUAGAUUAAGUACAGAAGGGAAGUUUAAAACUAACCUGCAAAUCCUGAUUAUGCAUUAUAAUAUAUCGAGAUAAUGGCGAUUUAUAAAAGUAUGUUAAGCUACAUGUAUCUAUCUUUAAAGCAUCAGGCAGCGGAUAUAUAUAUGGGUCUAGACAGAAUGGGAUCUCACAUCUAAGCGCACAAAGCUAGUUACAUUGCAAAAAAGCAAAACAUGUAACAAAGACACAUUUUAAUUUAGUGAGUUUAAGAGUUGCUGGUUGAAGGAUCUGUGAUAAGCUAAGCUAACCCUCUUUCACAGAAUAGUUGUGUGACUUAUCAUCAUAAUCUGAGCAAGAAAACAAACGAUCAAGCCUCUUGAAAUGUCAAAUAAACAUAUUUUCUUUCUCCUGGAAAAUACAAAUACUCAAAUGUUAUGUCUGGGAGGAUCAAUGUUUUGCAUUGAGUUGAAUUAUACCAGGAGGUGUUUCUCUUACUUGCCAAGGUUGCUCUGGACUCUCCACUGGAAGCUUGCUCCAUCUACCUGAAGCACUAUGAGCCCUACCUGAAGGAUCCUGUGGGCUACCCCAGAGUUAUGGUGAGUGUUUUUCUUUUCUUUCUGUCUUUAAACUUCCCCACUGAGUCUGCAGCAGCAGCAGCAAUUGAACACUCAUUUCCUGCUUGUUAAAUAACAAGCCACAUAAUGGACCCCUGCUUUCAUGGUUAUCACUCGGAGUGUGCUGGAACCUCGCCUUUAUUGUUUCCACUCUUUCAGCCUGUAGCUCAUUACAGGGACGUUUUUCAUCAUAACAGCAACAAUGAGCAAAAAUGAGAGGCCAGUGCAUCUUUGUGUCCCUUUUUUCAUCUGUGUGAAAUAGAUAAGAGAUUAUCACUGCCACUGGAAGUGAGUCUGAUCUCAUUUUGUUUUCUUCUGCUGAACCCACCUGUCUGAGGGUUUUGAUGUGUUUUGUUCAGGGUGCACGGCUUUGUCAGUAGGUUAUCCAAAGACCUUGUCGGGGCUGCAGUUCAAGCACAAUUGCGAGUCAUUGAUCAGAGGAACGCACCGCAUGCUGAGAACUUGAUAAGCUAAUCCCUCUCUUGAAGCCCCCCAUCAGCAACUCACUGGGUGGGAGGAUACUGUGUGUGCAGCAUGUGAAGUAUGUCUGGGUGAGUGUGUUUGUGUUUAGGGAGUUGAGUCAUGCAUGGGUUCUUGUGUGGAUGUGGGUCUAAAGAAAUGUAAUGAGGUUUGAUUUCCUGCACAGGGUCACGCUGUCUCUGCAGAGACUGACCUCUUUAUUCAUUGAUGCUGAUGAACAAUAUGUGACAUCACCAUGGCAACACUUAAAAGGCAUUUGAAUAAAAAGACUGAAGGGCAUAUAUGAUUGGUUUUUGGGCCCUGGGCUGAACUUAUUAGAAUUCAUCUAAAACUCAGAGCCAGAAUGAAAAGAAAGUGUUCACUGGUAUAAUUUGAGGGUUUUGUAAAAAGGGAAAGUGGGUUUAUGCACUAAAUAUUCCAUGCUGAAGGUCAAGACAGUCUCUGUGCUGACCCUGAUGUGUGGAAGUAGUGAUUUGGGAUGAGAGUGUGGAUUUAAAUAGAAACCCCAGCGCUGCUCUGUAGGAGCAAUAUUCCCAUGGCAACCAUCUUCCUGUGACAUCUCACUCAGGGUGUGAUACUCAUUCCCUGUAGUUAUCACGUUGCAUUGCCUUGUCCCAGCUUGUAAAUCACACAAACUUCUAGAGUCUGACAAACUGUUAUCAUUUCAUACCAAAUAACAAGAAACUACAAAGACAAUGGAUGGGGGGAAUCCAGGUCAUACAAGUUAAAAAUGUGUUUGACAACCAUCAGUUAUCAUCAGACCACAGCUUACCUUAGCAUUCAUGCAGGCACCUCCUUUUAGGUUAAAGCUCCUGUGAGGAACUUUUGGCAAUUUUGGCGCCCCCUGGAGGAAGCAGUCUUUGCUUACCUUGUCUUCUACAUGCUUAACUGAGUGAUAAUUGACACAAAAUCUCAUCCUGCUGACAAAUGUAUCAUUUAAUGUGACUAUUUUAAUAAUAAUAAUGCAUCAGAUUUGGGGCAGACUGACGGAAACGUGGCUGCAAGUUUGCACCUACGGCCUCUCCGACCACCACCACACAACACUCACAAUCAUACACCAGUGGAGGACACACACAUUGGGAGAAAGGUGGGUUAAGUGUCUUGCCCAAGGACACAACAGACAGACUUGGGAUAGGGGGGAAUCGAACCGCCAAACUUUCGGUUAUUGGACAACCGCACUACCUCCUGAGCUUCUGCUGCCCUAUGUUGAUUUGAAUUGGUAAAAACAGGGCUGUAACUUCAGUUGCUUGGUUGACACCUACCCCCUCCCACUCAUCUAAAGCAGUAAAAUUUACCAUAGAAACAAAGGAAGUCUUGUCAGUUAGGGUCUUGUUCGCUUUUAUAUUUAACAAAAAAGCAUCAAUAUAAAAUUCAGCCUAUUUCAUAAACAUCAAAAUUCUACUCACAGUAGCUUUAAGCUAAAAAUAAAAUGUUCAAUGUUUACCUUUAUUUUCACAUUACUAGAUAGUUACUGCAGUGAAUUACAAUACCACUUUCAGAUUGUCUGUAAUUUUUACAUAAGAAUAAUACAGUAUUUUAUUAGCUUAUCACAGUUGUAGCACUUAGUGAUAUCAAUGUUUAGAUCCACUUCAUCUUUACUUUUUUUGUACCAUAGCUAGCUACAUAAUACCAUGUGCUGUUUAUUGUAUGUUAGAGGCAGACACCGGACAUGCUCUGAAAAGCAUUUUCAUGUCUACGCUUAAACUUAAAAGUUAUCAAAGAAGUAGUAGCUCCUCGCUCAUGUUACCUGCAGCCUGGUAGCGAAUCUCUUACAAGUGUAAAUUCUAACUUUAAAUACAAAAUUUCUGUCCAAACUUUCAGUGUCGAAUGACUUUAUAGUUUCUUAUCAGUUGAGUUGUGCUGUAAUGAAAACAGUUGUCACUGUUUGAAUGACUUACACAAUAAAACAAAGCAGUCCAUCACCAUGACAACAUUUAUUAAACAUUCUUGCUCAAGGGAAGGUAGUCUGAGAUACACUCAGGCAGUUUAAAAUGCAUGAUGCAAUAUUAAAAUGAUAGUAUAACGCAUUGUUAGUGUAGGAUAUAGAUGGACCUUUCUGAAGGGUUGGGCUCAUUUUCUUUGCAGUUCUUAACUUCAUUUUGUGGAUCAUUCAUACCAAGUUGUACUGCAGUUUUGAUCAGUAUUUCUGCACUGAUAGUGAGCUGUACAGUAGGGGAUAAUUGGAGGGUGAUUAUAUUUACAUAUUUAAGGCAGGCUUCUCCUUUCCUGCAGUGUAAACUAGAGUAGAAUAAGGAUGUUGUGUAUUGACGAUCUGCUGGAGUGUUGGUCAUGGGCCAACAAAAACAUGGAGUGACAGUGAUGAAGUGGAAUUCCCUUGGCACUGUGUUGUAGAUCCAGAAUGCCCUUUUAAUGGGCUGCACACUGCAGUAUAAUACACACCAAAGCCUCAUUUAUAGUAUACAAAUACACAAGAGUAGACUCUAUUUUAGAUAUGGGACAAAUUCAUUACAAUGAAAACAAAUACUGUCAGUAUUCAAUCAAAAUUCAAACAAUGAAAUAGUAUUUCAGAUUAAAUUGCAGUUGUUUUUCUUUCCAUAGAUGCUGCACUUGUUUUUCUAUGGACUGCCUCUACUGGGAGCAUGUGUAUACGGGCUCCUCAAACCUGGGUGCACAUGGAUGUUAGACUGGACUGUGUUCUUUGCAGGAGCCGUGAUCCAGGUAACACCUUGGAGACAAUCUGUUCUUAAGUGAAUCUGAUGCUGCAUAAUGAGGCGGUUACACAGUUCGUUGCACAGUAUUGAGUUAUGGUGACAUGCUGUCCCUGUUUAUAUCAAGUUUUAAAUCACCAGCAGUUUGUCUUUGGAGUAAAGAGGUCCAUCACUUGUUACCUCCUUGUACUUAGCUUUCAUUCGUUUAAUAACAACCUGAACCAUGUUUAUCAUUUGGAGUAAAUUUUAAGUGAUAAACAAACUGGCAGUGGUUUCUCCCACGCUUAACUAAUGAGGAGCCAUGAGGAAAGAAUUGGUCAAUGCCUUUGUUUUCUGUUUACGGGCGUAUAGAUUCUUCCCUCCAUGUUUUCAAAAGAGCCAGCAUCUAAAGUCUGUGAAUCUCCUCCACACUGCUUCAUCUUUUCUUUGUUUUUUCUGUAUGUUGAUAAAUGACUAACAGGGGAGACCUAAGGUAGCUCAAUCCCUCUGUAGUCUCUUUGAAAAGAAACUUUAGAGUGUCAGGUGAACUGCUGCACAAGUGAUUGUAGGACAAAACUGACAGCAGUGAACAUGUUGGUGCUGAUAGGAUAUUACGUAUGUACCAAUGACAUGUUGGGUAAAUUUUGUCCUGUUUUCUGUGUUAUCCUUUAGUGUCAGUGGGCCCACAUUGGAGGGUCCCUCCACCCUCGCACUACGGCUCCAUUUCAUAUCCCGAAUGAUGCGUUCUGGAUUGUGCUGAUAUUCAACUUACUCUACACAGCCACUCCCGUCCUUGUCGCCUUAAGGGUUCACAGUAAUCCCUAUUUCUUCCUGAAGAUUGCUCCUUUCCCAGGGCAGACAGGUUUGCCAAACAGUGAGGAGAAAGAUACCAAGUACAAAGACAAGUAAUCAUUAAACUUUUCUCUGACCUUUAAAGUUAAACUGAUGAGUUAUGAAAAGCUGCUUUAUUUCCAUCACCAUUUUGCAAAAUGUCAAAACACAAGAGUUUGACGCUCAGAAUCCUUGGAUUUAGGGGGUAUUAAAAAGUUUGAAUCCAUCAUUUCCAAUGCUUUUGUCAUGCAUAUAGCGAAAAAAAAUGAUUUGUAAGUGGAGCUCCUUGUCAGGCUCUAAAAGAGGUAUUGGCUUGUGAGCUGAUCUGCUGAUCCAACAGUGUUCCAAACUGAUAUUUCAACAUGUCUAUUUUAUGGAUUGCAAUCCAAAUUGUCCAGAUGUUCACGGUGCUAAGAGGAUGAAUCUCAGGAUUCUGCAGGCCCCACUGCAAUUUUGACAUAUUUGGCCUUUUGAGCAUUAAAGGGGCACUUUGGUAUUUUUCAACCUGGUACUUGUUUUCCCAUGUGUGUGUGUGUGUGUGUGUGCUUGACCGAUGGAGAGAACAAUUUCUGCAAUUGGUUCUGUACUGAGGGAGAGCGGUGCAGCUGGCAGCCAAGAAACAAGGUACAACGUAGUUUGAUUGCGCAAUUGCACAUCGUCAAACUGCAUCUACUACAAGUGCUUUAUUUUACCACUGGCAGGCUUAGAUUGUUAUUGGGGAAACAGAUAGGAAAAUGGGUGGAAAAAUGCUGAAGUUUUCCUUUAAGUUGAUAAUUUUGCUGGAUCUCCAACAAAUCAAGUAAGCUUAAAAAUCAAAAAAAAUAUUGCAUUUAUUGCAAAAACACAUACAGACAUGCUUGGUGUCAGUUUGAUGCAUUCCUGUGCUGCGUGUCUUUCAUGCUCUCUGCUCCCCACAUGUUCUGUCUCUCUUCAGCAGUUCAAUCCAAAAAAAGGUAAAAAUGCCUUAAAAUGAGUUAAAAAAACAAACAAACAAACAAAAAAAACCCCGAAAUAACUGCUGUGAAAUUUGACUAUGAGACCUAAAAUGUAAAAACUGCAGUCGUCCUGGGACUUUUCCUCUAGCACCAUCAUCAGGUCAGAAUCAGUAUGAUUUCCAGUAUUUUGGUUUUAAGUAAAUACCUGCCUAACUCACAACUUUGCCUUAGCUGUUCUUAUGCAAAGCUCUUUAAGAAAAAUAAGCAUGCUAACUCACAAGGAUGGCUUCCCAUUUAACAAAAUAUUUUCUGAGCAUCAGAAUACUAGUAGCUCUGCCAGUACAAACUAACACUGGGACAGAAACUGAUAACAUGAGUUAGCUUAUAUAAAAGGAAAAAAAAAAGAGGCUUAUACAUAAGCAAGGAGGUUUUUUUUCCAGAUUAGUUCUCUGUGUUCUGUUUGACGAUCAUGCAACAAUCACUUCCUGUGCAAAUCAGAGGCUUCUCAUUCCUUACAGGUUUAACAGUUGUUUCAUAAUAAAUAUUUAAAAUCUCCAGCCUGUUUAAUUCAUGAUUAUUUUACACUCACCCUUAGAGACACUGUGCACUCAUUCUUGCACUUGUCCUUACACCUUCACUCUGUUUUCUAAGAUGUCAGACACAAACAAAAGCACAUUGUUUAGAUGAGAGUUUUUCUUGGCAGCACUGGGUGACCGCCCCUUUUUGGCAUACAGAACUGAAUGUUACAGAACAAACCCCACAGCCCACGAUGACAGAGCUGGAGGAGCUCAUGGAAGUGCUGUAGAUCAUUGUCUAUGCAACAAAAUAAGAGCCUGGGAGUUUUCUACCCUACAGUGUGUGAACACAGAUAAAAUAUAAACAAAUGUAAGAAACUGUACAUGGAUCUUUAUGUUACCUGCUCCAAACUUUGGAAAACAAACCAGCGGAAGAAAUAACAAGGUUGACAGUUAUCAGUUUGCGUUUAUGGAGGAAGAGAUAAGACAACAGCUGUAGAAAGUUUAACAAUACCCAAACUGUGUACCUUAAC
Xyrichtys novacula (pearly razorfish) is the source of this 16104-nucleotide messenger RNA. The record is from the annotation of a GenBank genome assembly. Lineage: Eukaryota; Metazoa; Chordata; Actinopteri; Labriformes; Labridae.